This is a messenger RNA of Eublepharis macularius, 1193 nucleotides long. RefSeq names its product heat shock protein 30D-like. The coding region runs from base 267 to 947 and encodes 226 amino acids. The transcript has a single exon. Gene Ontology annotation, biological process: protein refolding; response to heat. Lineage: Eukaryota; Metazoa; Chordata; Lepidosauria; Squamata; Eublepharidae. The record is from RefSeq and is a predicted model, not a curated record. Gene Ontology annotation, molecular function: protein folding chaperone.
GCGCGCCCGGGGUUACAGUGUUGCGCUUCCCGGGCGCUCGUGCCCAACGUCGGGCGGGCGGCGCAGCGAGCCCUCUUGCAAACGCGGCUGCAGCGCCCCAGGGGAGCAAGCGGAUUCCCGCGCGCCCCGAUCGCCCCACCUCGCCCGGGAGCGCCAGGCGCGUCCUUGCGCGGGCCCAGGCAGCAGCUCGACGGCGCCGGCGGAUCCCGGCUGCCGGUGGCUUAGGUGCGAGCGCCCCCGCCCGCCCGCCCGCCCGCCCGCCGGCCAUGGCGAGGUGGUCCCGGGAGGAGCGGCUCCGCGGCAGCCACCCCCCGCCGUGGAUGUCCGGCCGGGAGGCGAUCGAGUACGUGCCCGUGAGGCUGCCGCCACACAGCCUGCUGGACCAGCUGGCCAGCCACAUGCAGAGCCACCUGGAGGAGAUCGAGCGGAUGCGCGCCGCGCUGGACGACCCCUACCCGCCGCUCUGGGCCGGCCGCGAGAGCUGCCGGACCCGCGUCAAGGGCCGGCCCGGGACGCCCGUCGAGGCCGGGCCCCGCGGCAGCAGCAGCAGCAGCGACGAGGGCGGCAGCUACCGCUUCUCCCUGGACGUGGCCGGCUUCGCGCCGGAGGAGCUGUCGGUCAAGCUGGAGGGGAGGCGGCUGACGGUGCGCGCCCGGCGGGAGAAGAAGGCGGAGGCGGCCGACGGCUGCGUCUCGCACGAGUACCGCGAGGUGCGCAAGGAGGUGCUGCUGCCCGACGACGCCAACCUGGAGGCGGUGGCCUGCACCCUGGACGGGCCGCGCCUCUGCGUGGAGGCGCCGCGCCUGGCCCUGCCGCCCGCCGAGGCCCGCACCAUCCCCGUCACCGUCGCCAGGGCGCCCGGCUCGCCCGUCGCGGAGAGGAAGGCCGCGCUGCCCGCCAGCCCGGAGGACGCCGGAGGGGCCCCGGACGCAGCAGCCGCGCCCUGAAGGGGCAGCGCCCGUCGGGGGAGCCGGCGCCAGCCUCUCGCGCGCCGCUGGGGCCCGUCCUGGCCCCGUUCGUUCCGUUUGCAGAAGUUGGAAGGGACGUUUCUCCGCCGCUGCUGCUGUUUAUUGAUACGGUUACGCGUUGAGGGGGGCGGGGAGAGGGGGCUUGCACGCGUUUGCAAUGGUUGGGGGUGGAAGCGGGCCCGGAGUGUUUGAGGUUUGGGCUCAGUAAACUCCCGUUUUCUCAUG